AUGUCUGAGAACGGGCCGCCGUCUCCGCGGUCGUCAGGGAAGCACCCCUUCUACCGCGGCAUCCGGAGCCGGAGCGGCAAGUGGGUGUCGGAGAUCCGGGAGCCGCGGAAGGCUCGCCGCAUCUGGCUCGGGACGUUCCCGACGGCCGAGAUGGCCGCCGUGGCCUACGACGUGGCCGCGCGAGCGCUGCGUGGGCCGGACGCCGCGCUCAACUUCCCCGAUCUGGCCGCCUCGCGCACCGCGCCCGCGUCCAGCUCCGCGGACGACAUCCGCGCCGCCGCGGCCGCCGCGGCUGCCUCGCUGCAGCAUGACCGCCAGCUGCCCGGUCGCGCCGGCGGCGGCAUUUCCCCCGCUGCCUCCGGAUCAGCGCACCAGCACCGCGGAGGGAGCAGUAGUAGUGCCGCCGCACCGGCGGGCAGCGGGGCGCAGCAGGAAGGCAGAAGCGGCGCCGGAAGUCACCAUUAUUUCCUGGACGAGGAGGCUCUCUUCGAGACGCCGCAGUUCCUGCGGAACAUGGCUGCCGGGAUGAUGAUGAGCCCCCCGAGGCUCAGCCCCAGCUCCUCCGACGACUCGCCGGACCCGUCGGAGGCCGGUGGCAGCAGCCUCUGGAGUUAUCGUGAUCCCUAAAGAACAAUCUCUCCAUGCAUGGUAAUUAAUGGCUGGCGAUGAACAAAUGAAGGUAAUAAUAUUAAUUACGCGCUCAAUGCAUGGAGAUGAAACCAAAAUACUGCCGCCGUCAUACCUACAGUACUACCAAGUAUUGAUAGAAUCGAUCUUGGUACCACUAAAUAUUGAUAGAAUCGAGCUUGCAUAUGAUGCUGGAAUAAUGUGGAGAGACAAUCGAGGAGGUACAAACUACAAAAUUGAAACUGGUGUGAGCCCCUUUUUUCCUCAUGCAUGCCGGAUGUGUGGUGUUGUUAAGAUAGCUGCAUCCUCAUCUGCGAAUGCAUGCCUACCUAUAUAUCUCUUGUUUCUCCACUCUUUUCCCCCGGGCUCUCGCUUCUUUCUGGAGUGUUUUGCCUUGAUGAAGCCGGCCUGAAGGGAAGGGUUUCACCUGGCUGGGGCUCUCUGAAUCAUCGGCGAUUGCAGUAUAUAUAAACAGUACUGCAGGUGGAAAUCUAGUACUUUCUAGAAAUGCCAGGUGACCAUGAGAAGCCUAUACUGUGCCACUGUAUAUGCAUAUUAUAUUGGGCUUGUGUGCGUUUCUACUGCAUGUGCGACAUAAUGUUUUUGGGGUGGAUUAGCAUUAAGAUGUGAGCGCAGCGCAUCGCUCCACCUUACCUUUUUCUAAGUACUCAUUUGGCUAGCUCAUUGCUUAUAGUGAAAUGAAGUGACUUAUGUGUGGACUUUCGCCUUUGGGUAGCUGGGCUUAGUCGUUGAAAAAAAUGAAAAGACCAACGACUUUAGGUGGUUAUAGCUCGAUACUACUUGAACCAAUAAGAUUUGGCUGUGUCAGAGUGUUGAAUUGUUGUAGACUCCACCGUCGUCUACCAGUACUGCUUCUAAUAAUCAAAUUCCAUGUGUACAUAUAA
Molecule: messenger RNA, 1532 nt
Organism: Oryza brachyantha (malo sina)
Lineage: Eukaryota; Viridiplantae; Streptophyta; Magnoliopsida; Poales; Poaceae
Product: ethylene-responsive transcription factor ERF025
Exons: 1
Coding region: 1-627 (208 amino acids)
Biological process (GO): regulation of DNA-templated transcription
Molecular function (GO): DNA binding; DNA-binding transcription factor activity
Source: RefSeq, a predicted model, not a curated record